AUGAUAUAUCACAAAAAUUGUGAUGAUAUCAGCUUAAUCAGCUACAUUUUUGGUACAUUUGAUCCAGAUGAAAUUACCCUAUUUUUCCAGUGUAUGAUCUUACCGCCUGAUUAUAUCUCACUGAGAAAGACGAUUGGGAAAGGCUUUCCAUACAUGAAGGCAGAUGAAUGGAAGACUUCGUGCUUAGUGUACAGGCCUAUACUUCUACAAGGCCGUUUACCUGGUGCAUACCUUGAUAAUUGGACGGCAUUCACAAAUGCAUGUCAGUAUCUUGCAAAGCCAUCAAUCUCAAAUGAAGAAAUCGACGAGGCACACAAUUUUGAGAGAUUUAAUGGCACAAUCAAGAACUAUUCAACAAAUCGAAGGGACAGGUUUGAGAAUACAUACAUGCGCAGAUAUAUCGAAGAUACUUACAAAGGUGAUCUUGUUUGCUCACUUUUGCCAUCAAUUCUACCUGCCUAUGCCAAUAUACUUCUCGAUCUCUCCUCUGCCUCUGCCUCUGCCUCUGCCUCUGCCAAUUCUGGUAUGCCUCAGUUUAAUCUUGAUGCAUUCAUCAAUGUUGCCGACAGGAAUAUUGAUAUCAUCAAACAAAACGAGCCACUGCUGCCAUCCGCAUAUCCUUUGGCUUUAACAGAUGAAACUGGUUUUUCUCAAUCAUUUGUGAACAAUUGGAUCAAGAAAAUUGCAUUGAUUAAUCUUUUAGGACAAGUCUACCAAAGCAGCCAUGGAAAUAUGCAACGCAGAUCAUUCAUUCAAGCAUGCUUUUGUACAGAUGAUGAGGAUGACAACGUUGAAUACACUGGGCAAAUACAGUACCUCUUUUAUAUGCCAACUGAGGGAAGUGAUGACAUGAAUGGUAGAAUAGAGUUGAAGGAGUUUAAGUUUUCUGAGAGUAACUUCCAGAAUAUUUUACCAGUUCAUCGCCUCUACAAGCCAGUUGCUGUUGACAAUUACAGAUGUGAAGAUGGCAUAACAAGAAUGGGUGUGGUUUUAUUGCUUCGGAAAAUAUAUGCAUAA
Molecule: messenger RNA, 1017 nt
Organism: Phycomyces blakesleeanus NRRL 1555(-)
Lineage: Eukaryota; Fungi; Mucoromycota; Mucoromycetes; Mucorales; Phycomycetaceae
Exons: 4
Coding region: 1-1017 (338 amino acids)
Source: RefSeq, a predicted model, not a curated record